This is a messenger RNA of Podarcis muralis (Common wall lizard), 3049 nucleotides long. RefSeq names its product E3 ubiquitin-protein ligase RNF182-like. The record is from RefSeq and is a predicted model, not a curated record. NCBI's taxonomy places the organism in Eukaryota, Metazoa, Chordata, Lepidosauria, Squamata, Lacertidae.
CCCGGGAGCACAAUGGCGGGCAGCGCCACCAUGGCACCAUUGUCACCACAGCGAAGCAGGGCAGCGCCCUGCAAAGGAUGUGCAAGGCCGCAUCUUCUGCAUAGCCUCUCCCCUCCCCAAGCAACUUGGGGGCCUCUGGGGGAAAGGAUGGGGUGCGCUGGGUCGGCGGGACCCCAGCUGUGCUGCUGAGUGGGGGGGGGGGCUUGAUCCCCGCAUAUCCGCGGAGCUGGGGGUGAAAUCAGGCCGUACAUCCGGGGUGGGGGAAGCGGGGAGGGCGCCUGAGCCUGACCAGCCAUCAACCUCCUCUCCAUCUCCUCCGCCUCCUCCUGCAUCCCGGCUCUGUUGCCAUGGCAACGGCCAGGCGGUGGCUGCCGGCGGCCCGCGCGAGCGUCUGCCCGGGGCUGCAGCAGGAGCCGGAGCGGGCAGCGCCUCUCUGGGAGGCCGGCGGGACGACCCCGGGCGGGACGACCCCCGCCCGCCCCUCCGCGCACCAGCCAGGCUCCCCUCCUCCAAGGCCGCCAUGUCCCCUGGCAAGGCCAAAGCGGGGCCACCCCAGCCGCUGGUCUUCGCAGCCCACGAGAUGGAGUGCAAGAUCUGCUAUGAGCGAUUUGACGGGCGCGGCCGCCGCCCCAAACUGCUGAGCUGCCGCCACCGCGUCUGCGCUCGCUGCCUGCGCAAGAUGGUGGAGGUGGGCGAGCCACCCGGGACCCUCAGCUGCCCCUUCUGCCGCCAGGAGAUGCCCCUGCCGCCGGACAGGGACGUGGGGCGCCUGCAGGACGACGGGCAGGUCCUGGCUUUGCUCAGCUGCCGCGAGAGGGCCCGGAAGCAAGGAGGGGGCGCCAGGGUCGGGGGGGCGGCCCCCUCCCCGGAGGUGCUGUUGUGCCCCAGCGUCCUGGAGCCCUUUGCAGAGGGCGGGCACAGCUCCUCCUCGGACUGCCUGGUCAUCACCCUUCUGGAGGUGCCCGAGGACAUGGCGGCCCCCGAGGGGGUGGGGGUCCUGGACGUCAUGCGCCUCUACCGCUCGCCCAGCCUGGCCUCGCUGCCCUGCUACGGCCCCCUGGGCAAGUGCCAGCCCUGCGCCACGUGGCGCGCCUUUCCGCGUUUCCUGGUGGGCGUCCUCUGCCUGGUCUACUUCAGCUCUCUGCCCUUUGGCAUCUACCUCCUGCUGGUGGAGCGUCUCAACCUGGGCAUCGUCCUGGUGAGCCUCGUGCCCUCCACCCUCAUCCUCUGCGUCUUCUACAGCCUCUGCCAGUGCUUCUGCCACGAGAUCUUCGACUUGCCUUCUUGAGUCGGGCAGUGGGGGACAGGGGGAGAUCUGGAGGGCAGGGGCCAAUGCCAGCCCCCCCCCCGGAGCCUCCCGCCAGCACCCAAGAGACAAUUCGCCCUCCCUGUCCUCCCCGAAUCUCAUGCCAUUCCAACCGCCCUUCCUGGAAGCAGAUUUCAGCAGCAUUGCCCUCCUCUCCCUGCAACGGCCUGGUUGUGGUCUGGUUGCCAACCAACCAAGGGCAGUGCCAGCCUCGGAAGAGAGCCCUCCCGUGUUUCAGAGCUGGAAAGGCAAUGAUGCGCUUCUUCAGACAUGGACGAUGGACUCUUAGGAUGGCGAAGGAUUGGCCAAGCGUUCAUGAGAACUAUGUAGCAACCUGGCUGUCCGAGGAAUUUAUUUGUCUCCAAAGAUAUUUGCAAAGGCAAGAAUGCCGUAAUUUCACACAUAGAUGUUUGUUAGUCAGAGAUCUUGGUCCACAAAUCAUAAGAUCUUCAAAUCCGAUUCAUUCUGACAAAACUAGGAGUUCUCAAGUACUGUACAACCACAUUGAGGCAGCCGGAUGAUUUAUAGCUGGCAGGUUGUACGAAUUUAUUGCUCACCGGCCCCCUUCAGGAAGUAGCAGACAGUUCUGUGGAGCAGGAAGAGGAGGGAGGGGGCUUCCGUCGCUGUUGGCCACACGGCUAAGCAGAACCUCAAUGUGCCAGGGCAGUCAGUGUUCCUGUCAACAGCAGGUGGCGGAAGAAGCCCAUUGCCUCCCUGCCUCCCCCUUUCAGCUUCCUGAGCACGCUUUGAGGAUGCUGAGUUGGGGGGGGGGACGCGCCUUUGUCUCUGCUGCUCUUUGGGAAAACAGAUUCUGCCCUGUUGAAAAGCUGCCUCAUUGGUGGGGACCAUGGGGGGGGACCCCCUCUGCCACAUGUCUCUGGUGGAACUGGGAAUGGCAGGGGGACAGGAUACGGCCCCCACCCCACUGAGCAACUGGGCCUGGGGGUGAUGUGGGAACAGCCACCAGUCUUCUGCUGGCCCCUGCACCUUAUGUAUUUAUUUUAUUUUAUUUCUUGCAUUUAGGGGCCACGUUUUUCCUCCAAGGGGGUCAAGGGGGCAUAUAUGGUUCCCACCCCCAUUGCCACUUAAUCCCCACAACAACCCUGCGAGGCAGGCCAGGCUGAGAGGAAGUGCGACCGGCCCCCAAGGUCACUCUCUGGGCUUCAUGGCCGGAGUGGGAAUUCGAACUCUGGUCUGUACUGGAUUCUCAUCCGGCACUCGAACCACCGCACCACGUUGGCUCAUCGCAUGUCCUACUGUGGCAACCUGCCAGCCCCUUGAUGUAGAAUCCUAGACUUGUAUGGUUGGAAGGCACCUAAAAGGUCCACUAGUCCAACCCCUUGCACAUGGACAAUUUCCCCAGAGGGGAGAGCACCCCACACCCAGUGGGUCCAGGGAGACUGGGGACCUCUUACAAACAGGGCAGGAGGUCAUUUCAAAAGCCAGAGAGACUCCCUGCAAGUUCUGCAGAGUGCUUAGCAACCUGUGGGCUCAAGGGGCAAGCCUGAAGGGGGGAAAGGGUGUCCCACCUAGGGGAGUCAGACCCCUGGCCUUCAUCACAUCCUCCUCCCCCUAAGUCCUGGUCUGCUCAUUUCCUUACACUCACCAAAGGGUUAAAGGAAAAGCUGCUUAUUUUGGUUUGCAAGUCCCGGUGCCUGGUGAAAACUGGCAGAACAGCACCUCCUGUUGUCUGUGUCCUCCAUUGGUUCAGAAAUAAAUGAAAUAAAACAAAACUUGCCAGUA